Messenger RNA from Suillus subalutaceus, 1074 nucleotides. RefSeq lists its product as uncharacterized. The transcript has 4 exons. The record is from RefSeq and is a predicted model, not a curated record. Bases 1 to 1074 code for a protein of 357 amino acids. NCBI's taxonomy places the organism in Eukaryota, Fungi, Basidiomycota, Agaricomycetes, Boletales, Suillaceae.
AUGUCAGAGCCAAUCGACCGCCGCGUUCAUUUCAAUGUACCUAUGGACACCGAUGAUGAAUCCCAAUCAUCUCACGUCAGCGAUACACCCAAAUCGUUCAAUUUUGGGUUUGGGAAUUCACCCUCUUGUCAAAACAGAGACCCAUCGGCGGCGAGGCCUGCAGUAUCCCAACCCACAUUUAACUUCGGGUUCAACAUGAAUACACAGGUGGAACCUGCUCAACCUGCAUUGGCGCCCAAGUCAUUAAACUUUGGCUGGAUGCAGCCCGCGGCGUCUCCAGACCGUACGGCGCCAGCAACAACACUGUUCAACUUUGGCAUGGGUGCACCUGUCACAUUGCCGUCAACAGCAUCCACCCCUCCACCGCCACAACCAAAGCCAAUCAAUUUUGGCUGGGACUGCCUUCCUCCUCCAGCGUCGCCUAUGCAAGCAUCGUCAAUGGCAUCCACCCCUACAACGCCGCGACCACAGUCAAUCAAUUUUGGCUGGGACUGCCUUCCUCCCCCGGCGUCGCCUAUGCAAGUUCCGCCCACCACAGCAACAGUCGACCCGCCGACACCACCGCUCACACAAUUGAAUUUUGGCUGGACUAGGAAAGCCUCAUCCAAGGAAGCACCUCAGCACGUUGGCUACGACAUGACUAAUAAACCAUUCCAGUUUGGUUGUGAAGGCGAACCAGCAAAGGUCGGUGGUUGGAAACCAGUCCCAUUCACUGCUACUGUCUCAGCCGAUUCACCAGCUACACACUCGUCCCUGCUGGUGUCAUAUGCAGCCCCUGCACUUCCCAACAUGGUAGGAGCCCUCCAGCUCCCCAAGGCACCAAUCCCUGCUAUCGCCGUUGCAGCUGCCAGUGAAUCACAGGCACUGAAACUGGCAACCUUGGUCAGUGAGGCUGAGCAGGCGGCAAUCAACAUAGUGAAGCGCCUCCGGUCAGAUGAAUUUGAUGCGCUGGCGCAAAGCCUAAUCGGCACUGUGGUUGGGCCCAAGAUUGAGGUCCUCAAUCCCACAAACGAAGAGGUGCUGGACAGCAACCGUGUCCUUCUGACGGCAUACUCGAGACAAGAGAUAGGUUGA